UUUGGUUAAAAAAGACCACUUGUUUUUCUUAUACGUACACCGAAAGCUAAACCUGUCAACGAGCAGAUUUUUUUACCAUUAGGUAGAGACCUUUUACACGCACAGAGUAAAAUAUAAGCGUCUUGUAAAAUGUAAUGUAACGUAAGCCAUAUAUUAGGAAUCUUUGUAUACAUCGUGCUUAAAAGGAGCACUUAAGAAAAUGCCUGUUUUCAUUGUACACAUUUACACAAAAAUAAUACUGUUAUGCCAUCAAGGCCCAGAUUUAUAUCGAGUGUUUUUCCCAGAACAAGCUUAAACAAGGAUUAACUCCACCCCCUUACAAAACUUACCUGGAAACGACUUUCUCUUUCGUGUCGCACUAUUUCUGGAGAAAUGCAAAAAUUAGUCAGGAAAUUGGAGAACAGCCACUUUAAAUUAUUUCUAGAACCAUAGCUAUUUCUAAAUUUAGAAGAAAAGCGCCACUGAAUUCAGAAAGUGAAAAUACAAUUCUGAUAGUUUUUGCGUUUGUAAAAGGUGAGAAUGGAUUCACUAUCUGAAGAAGACCUAACCUGCCCCGUGUGCUAUGAAAUCUUCAAGGAUCCUGUUUUUUUGUCUUGUGGUCACAAUGUCUGUAAGGAAUGUCUUCAGAAGUUCUGGAAAACAAAGAUUGAUCAGCAGUGUCCCAUCUGCAGGAGAAGAUCCUCGAAAGACGACCCUCCUGGUAAUCUUGUGUUGAAAAACAUAUGCGAGUCGUUCUCACAGAAGAGAAAUCAAGAAACAUCAGUGUCCUGUAGUGUACACAAUGAAAAAUUCAAACUUUUUUGCCUGGAAGAUAAAGAGUUUGUUUGUUUAGUGUGUAGAGAUUCACAAACACAUGCCAAUCACACAUUUCGCCCCAUCAGUGAAAUAGUUUUAUCAUCCAAGGAGGAACUCAUGGUUGCACUGAAAACCUUACAAAACAAACUUAACCAGGCAGAAGAGAAUAAAGAAGAGUAUGAUUACACAGCUUUUCACAUCAAGGAUCAGUUUGAACACACUGAGAAACAAAUCAAAGAGGAGUUUAAGAAGCUUCGUCAGUUUCUCAUUGACGAGGAAGAAGCUACAAUCAGUGCACUGAGGAAAGAGGAAGAUCAGAAGAGUCAGAUGAUAAAAAAGAAGCUUGAGAAGAUAAACAUGGAGAUCUUAGCUCUAUCAGACAUAAUAAAAGACACAGAGGAGAUAAUGAAAGACAACGACAUCUCAUUUCUAAAUAACUUUAAAGCCACAUUGAAAAGAGCACAGAUGUCACCUCCUUCCUCGGAGAUGGUUUCUGGAGAAUUGAUAAAUGUGGCAGAUUACCUGGGCAACCUGGGAUUCAGAGUUUGGAAAAAGAUGCAACAAAUUAUCCAAUAUACUCCUGUGAUUCUGGACCCCAACACUGCAUUUCCAGAACUCAUCCUGUCUGAUGAUCUGACAAGUCUGAAGAAGGACAGCACAGCAGAUUCACAAUUUCCUUAUAAUCCAGAAAGAUUUGAAAACUGUGCCUGUGUCUUGGGUUCAGAGGGGUAUACCUCAGGAUCACACGUCUGGGAUGUUGAAGUUGGGGACAACUCAAAUUGGGUUCUUGGAAUAACCACAGAAUCAAACCCAAGGAAUACAGACUUUUUUAAAAACAAUGUCUGGUGUGUAUGGCACAGAAAUGUCAAAUAUUUUUCAGAUUCCCCAGGGAAACCCCCAACUCCCUUAACUGUUGAAGAGAAGCUAGAGAGGGUGAGAGUGCAGCUGGAUUGGGACAGAACAGAAGUGUCAUUCUGUGAUCCUGUAAAUAACCGAUGUUUAUGCACAUUGACAACCAACUUCACAGAGAAAGUGUUUCCAUUCUUUUAUAAUUAUAAUGCAAACUCUCCUCUUAAGAUAUUACCAAUUCAAGUAGUUGUAAAAACUUAACCCUAAAAAUUUAAUUAAAUUACAAUCUAAAAGAAAUCACACAUGAAUGAAACUGAUUUGGCCAAUUGAUGUGCACAGUAGAAGUCAUCCUAGCUGUUCCGGUGUGAUUUCGUCUGAUCUUCAGACUUGAAUUCAUUUGUGAACUUACCAAAGUCAAAUAAAUCUGAUUCUUCUGUAUUCCGAAUAUUUGAUUGUUUUAUUACGAAGUGUUCCCUAGUAUCAAGUAGUGUAUAUACCAGCUGUUGCUCCUAGUCAGUCUUCACCUCUCUGUCUUCACUGUCUAUAGCUGACAGAAUACUGACCAGAACCAAAAAAUCUGAGGUUAUCACUCCAGUUCUUACAAAGGCUUCCAGUUACAGUUAGAAUAGAUUUUAAAGUAUUAUUACUCAUUUAUAAAUUACUUAGGUCCACUGUGUAGAUUUUUAGCUCACACUUCGAAAUGCAUAGAGAAGCUAUAGUAGCUGCCACAGGACAAACAUUUCAUCAUCUAAGACACCGUAGUGACAAAACAGUUUGUCUGUUUACAGCUACUGAUAACAUGGUGGCGCAAAAUGGCAACUUGUAAGGGGACCUGUUGUGUAUGGGCCCUGUCCCAAAUGACGCACUUCAUGUGGACUUUCGGUCUCGUGGCCUUAAACUGUGCAUGCUUGCUUAGUCUACGAGUCCGUAGGGUGUCCCAUCUGUCAUUUUUAGGCUCCGAAGUGUGCUCAUCAGCGCCCCUUUUGAACCCUUGAUGCGGUCUUCGCUCGAGUCUGUCUCAAAAUACAACUUCGGUGCACCCUCUUGGACUCGCGUGAAGGGUCCCUAGGGUUGCACUACAUGAUGUCAUCAAAGUGUGGACUCUGAGGAGGUCCACAAGUCCGGGGUGUGCCAUUUGGGACAGGGCCUAUGUAAAUAAAACAGCUCAUUCUAAGGUAAUGAAAACAAUACAGUUCAUUGAAGUUUUUUUUACAUUAUUUUUAUAUAAAAUGUGCUAUAUAAAUAAUUUUGGUCUGUAACUUUUCAAAUAAAGAUGUGUUUCUAAUCUUAACGACCCUUUGUCACUUUCUGACUAUAAUAUUCCUCAGAGCUCUGUACCAAUUGGUGACGAUCACCCAGCCCCACCUUCAUCACAUCACAUUCAGAAGCUCACAAUCUUUUCAUAAACUAAUUCAUUCAGUAUGCUAUGUGGUGACAUGCAGCUUUAAAGUUGGUAGUCCACCACGCCAAUAAAAAAAGAAUAAGAAGUGUUAAAAAACUGGAAAAUUUAAAUGUAUUCAUAUAAAAAUGCUUCAGAUAGAGAGUGCUGGUUUAUAACAUUAUUAUUAAUUGUUUGUUAUUACAGUGGCUUUGUUAUUACUGUAAAGGUUUCUAUUUAUAGUUUGUGAUGUGAAUACUGAUAAAGAGCCUCAUCUGAU
Messenger RNA from Paramisgurnus dabryanus, 3302 nucleotides. RefSeq names its product zinc-binding protein A33-like. NCBI's taxonomy places the organism in Eukaryota, Metazoa, Chordata, Actinopteri, Cypriniformes, Cobitidae. The record is from RefSeq and is a predicted model, not a curated record. Gene Ontology annotation, molecular function: protein binding; zinc ion binding.